UGCAGACGAGGCCGACCUGUUUCUCUGCCACGCGUGUUUGUACAAGCCCUGCUUCUUCCUGUUGGAUUAAUAUGCCAGUGUGAAGAUGCCAAAUCCAGGCUUGCUUACUAGAUACUAGAGUCAGGGAAGAGUCACGCGAGAGUCACGCAGACGUAAGCACUCAACCCCGGCCGCGUGUCGUUUCAGGGCUGCGUGUGGGGACAGAGGAGACGACGUGACAAACACCAGCGGGAACGUGACAUUCGGGCAAGUGGGAGGAGAAGAGGAAUUAGAUCUCAAGUCAUCGACAGCGACCUCACGGAGUGACUACACAAUCAGGGGUUUAUAGCCACUGUUGUGUCAUGACACCCCGAGAGCAUCUGAGGAAGAUGACCGCUCUGGGAGAGCAGGGCCCUAUCGAUGAAAAGCACUGGUACCGAAUGGUCAACGGCAUGUCUGCAGGGGAGCUAAGGCAAAGGCAGGAGAUGAUGAUGAGGAAUCAGAUGGCCAUGGCUCCACAGCUCCUGGCACAGGGCCAGCAGCGGCUGCAGAGCGUCCCAGGCCAGUUUGAGCCCCGUUUUAUGGACCGCGAGUUGGUGACUCCAACUGAGGUGUCGGAUGCACGGCAGGUCCACAUGGGUGCCCACCUUGGCCCUCCCCUGACCCCCCAUGCCAACAUCAUGCCGACUAGAGGAUUCCCAGGAGCAGGAUAUAGCUUCCUACCUUCAGAGCCCAUGGAGAUGGUUGCCCGGCGACAGGAGAUGCUUCACAAGCAGAAUAUUGCCAGAAUGGAGAUGAAUGCCAUACUGCACCAAAAGGAGAUAGAAAAUGCCCACCAGAAGGGGCUUCUCGGUAUUGAGUCCCCUAUGGUGUUCCAGGGUAUCCCACCAAACAGUAUGGUGUACAGGGGGCGCCAGAGAGUUCCCGAGGGGCACCUUCCCAGUGAUGUCUAUGUACACCGUACCACCCUGGAGGACCUGCAGGCCAACAGCCUGCUUAUGUCUGCCAGUCCUUAUCCACCAAUCAGCACACUGCAGAGAGAGAGGGGGCGGAGGACCAGCAGGAGGGCAGCUAACCACAAGGCUGCAGACAGCAACUCAGCUGGCUCUAAGGGACAAUUGGAGGACAAGAGUGUUGAACAGAGCCUGGGGGUCUUAGGGGAGGAGAAGGAGGCAGAAGAGAAGGGUGAGCCAGGGAAUGAGAUGGGGAAUAAGGCAGAUCUGACGAAGAUGGACGCCGAACUGACAUCUGGCAGUGGGAAAAACUACAAGGACUGUGAAUCAGGGCUUCGCAAAAAUGGCACCAUUAGCCAGGAAGGCUGUGCAGAUGCUGCCACCUGCAACCCUGGCACUGGGGACAAGGACAUGCCCAACCCCUGCUCCACGUUUCAUGAGAAGUUCAUGUACCCAUCCUCCUCCACCGCACUUCCAAACGUACCUUACAUUUUCCCAGUGCCGGGCAAUGGACUCCUGCCUUCCGUAGGGCCCCACGGUGUUUUUUUGAAUGGUGAGGACAUGUCAUCCGCUGAAGACCUCCGGAAAUGGACAGUGGAAGACGUGUAUAAUUUCAUCAACAACAUCCCCAGCUGUUCAGAGUAUGCACAGACGUUCAAGGAUCACAUGAUAGAUGGAGAGACUCUGCCCCUCCUCACGGAGGAGCACCUUUUGGACACACUCGGGCUAAAACUGGGCCCAGCACUCAAGAUCCGAUCCCAGGUCUCUCGGCGGCUGGGAAGCAUGUUCUACAUGAUGAACCUGCCACUCGCCUCUGCUGCCCUGCAGGCCAACCCAGAGAAGGCAGGCGACCGGACUUCGGAGGUCAGCUCCCCUUUCAACUGUAACAGCAUGGAGAUCUUGGUCAGCCCCUGCACCAGGGACACGGAGAGCACCAAACCCCCUGACGAGAACACACCACCACAGGUCCCCGGUGAAACUGUGUAAACAGUGUGAAGCAGGGUGUGCUGGACUGUGAGCCCUACAAUGCUGCACAAUACCCAUCAGACUCAGGUUUACCCAUUGUUCCCCAACAAAUACUCUGUCCCCUCUGGAAAUAACUAACUAGCACACCAACAUUUCUGAUGGGACAGAUCUGUAAGAACCUAGUUAUUUCUGUUUCAAAAAGCACUUGGUACUUUGACUGACGUUAUCUCUUUAGAACAAUGUAAACAUGGGGACAAGCUCAUGAAAAGGAUGGAGCAGCUAUAUUCAAGAGUAAUUUUUGCAAAUCCUCAGUGGUUGAAUAAAUUACAAUGAUGCAAAGCAGUUGCAUCAGAAAGGACAAAGGGGAGACUAAUAUGAAGUAUGGACUGUGACUUCUUGUCUCUCAAAUAUGAAAUUAUAGGCUGUCUUGGGUUCUACGUGUUGUGUCAGUUGUACAAAGAAAAACACUUCUGUAACUUAUGAUUUAUUAUGAACGUUUUGUGAUAAAUUGUUUUUUACAAGGA
Conger conger (European conger) is the source of this 2422-nucleotide messenger RNA. RefSeq names its product sterile alpha motif domain containing 7 (gene samd7). Bases 342 to 1919 code for a protein of 525 amino acids. The transcript has 10 exons. Gene Ontology annotation, molecular function: protein binding. NCBI's taxonomy places the organism in Eukaryota, Metazoa, Chordata, Actinopteri, Anguilliformes, Congridae. The record is from RefSeq and is a predicted model, not a curated record.